CCUCCCGUCGACCAGGGGGCGCCGGCCGCCCAGAAUCCGGCGGCCCCCGGGGGUGCGUGCGCGUGUCCCCCAAGCACAAGGCCGACGCUGACGCGCACCCACCUCCUCCCUGCCUCCCUGUCUCCGUCUUAUCGCCAAGCCUCCGCCCCGUCCGCGCCUAGAAAAAUAGCGGAGCGCCAGCGCCGCCCCCACACCCCCAACCCGCUAUAAGACGACCGCGGACGGCAACGCCUCACCCACCUUGGCUUCCCCCCCCCCCCCCCUUCUCAGAUCCGCGGCUGCUCGAUUCUGAUCCCCCCUUCGUUCGUCUGAUGAUCUCCGCGCCUCUGCGUGUGCCGGCGCCGAGGGCCGGCGCCGGGAUCGGGACGCCGCCGUUCCGGUCCGCCUCGGCUUCCUCCGCGCCCAAGCUCGGCAGGAUCCGGUGCGCCGCCGCGGCCGCACGGCCGGCGGGGAGGGGCGCGCCCACGCUGUACGAGGUGCUGGGCCUGCGCGCCGGCGCCACGGUGCGGGAGAUCAAGGCGGCGUACCGGCGCCUGGCGCGGGAGCGGCACCCGGACGUGGCGGGCGCCGCGCCGGGGGCCGCCGCGGAGUUCGUCCGCCUCCACGACGCCUACGCCACGCUAUCCGACCCGGACAGCCGCGCGCGAUACGACGGCGCCGUCGCGGUGGCCGUGGCCGUGGCGCGGCGCCCGUACCCGCGCUGGGCCGCCGGCGCCGGCUACGGCCGGCCACGCCGCACCUGGGAGACGGACCAGUGCUGGUAGUAGCAGUAGGACCUGGACCGUGCCGUGCUUGUGAUUUGUGAAUAGUGUUAGCUACAAAGCACCUCCUGCCGCCAUGCGGCCAUGGCGGCUCACCUUGGAUUUUUAGUACCGGUGGCCAUCCAUGUGACUCCAUCUCGUUUCCGUCCUUCUUCUUGCACUGCUGUGUCUGUGUAAGUGUAAUGUAAUCUUGAGAAGCGAUUGCGAACAAAUUGACCUAUGUAAGGUGACUGCGAGGUUUGAAGGAAGUAGCCCUGCCUCCUCCGUUGAAUCUAAUGAGAUGUUCUUCUCUUGUACUA
This is a messenger RNA of Panicum hallii, 1060 nucleotides long. RefSeq names its product chaperone protein dnaJ 11, chloroplastic-like. The transcript has a single exon. NCBI's taxonomy places the organism in Eukaryota, Viridiplantae, Streptophyta, Magnoliopsida, Poales, Poaceae. Bases 312 to 764 code for a protein of 150 amino acids. The record is from RefSeq and is a predicted model, not a curated record.